GUAUGAUUGCCUUCUUUUACUUCCCUCCAUUCGUCCGUGCUGUUCUUUCUUUUCGUGUUUGUGUUUAUCAAAUUAUGAAUCAGCCGUGCUGAACAACACCAGCAAUAUAGAACGGACCACUUCUCGUCACCCUUCCCGGGCACGACGAUGGCGACCGAAUUCCUCGCCGAAAACAAUGUGUGCGGCCAGACGAUCCUGCAGAUCGUCGCGGAAGGCAACACCAUCAUCUGCGAGCUGCUGCGGCUGAAAGAUUACGUGCCGGAACUGUUCUACCUAAAAACGAAGGAAGAGCAGCAAAAGUAUGGCGAGAUAGUGAAGGACUUUGGCUACUUUCAAAUCGCCGACGCGCAGGAGGCAAAGAUCGAGGCGGACGAACGGCUCCGGCUGCUCGACGAGGAGCUGCGGGAAAACUACAUCGUCACGCUGAACCGGUUCUACAUCGUGUUCGAAAGCAUCCACAAGUACGUGAAGGACCUGAACACGUUCAUCGAGGAGCUGAACGCGGGCCUGUUCAUCCAGCAGUCGAUGGAGAAGGUGUUCCAGGACGCGGAAGGAAAGCAGCUAAUGUGCGAAGCGCUGUACCUGUACGGCAUGAUGCUGCUCGUAGUCGACCUGCACAUUCCCGGCAUCGUGCGCGAACGCAUCCUGGUGGCGUACAAUCGGUACAGCGCGCUGAAAACGCACAGCGACAGCAGCAUUGACGAGGUGUGCAAACUGCUCCGCUCUACCGGCUUCAACGAUGGGCCGGCGGGAAGUGGCACGGGACGUAAGGCGGCGGCGGCGGCGGCGGCGACCAGCUACCCGGAGGACUUUUUCGCCCGCGUCCCGAUCAGCGCACUGUACAUCGAGCUGGUGAUUGGGCGACUGCGAUCGGACGAUGUGUACAACCAGAUAGCGGUGUACCCGUUGCCGGAGCAACACUCCACAGCACUCGCCAACCAGGCCGGCAUGCUGUACGUGUGUCUGUUCUUUUCACCCAAAACGCUCCACCACCAGCCGGCGCGGAUGCGCGAAAUCGUGGACAAGUUUUUCUCCAACAAUUGGAUCGUUUCCCUCUACAUGGGCAUUACGGCGAAUCUGAUAAGUGCCUGGGAACCGUUUAAAGCGGCCAAAACGGCCCUCACCAACACGCUCGACAACGGCAACCUUAAAGAGGUGUGCCACCGGCACCGCCAAUCGAUGGACACGCUGCUCAACCGCACCCGCAGCAUACUGCGCGAGGGCAACCUGACCGAGCAGAACCUGCUCGACCACAUGCCAAAGGUGAUGGGGCUCGUGCGCGACUGCAACAUUACUGUGCGCUGGGUGAUGCUGCACACGAGCAGCACCAACACACUGGACAGUGCGGCACCGGCCGCCGCCUCCAAGCGGUGCCGCCAGGUGCGGGAGCUGAUCGAGCAGGAGCUCGACUUCCGCGGCGUGGUGUUUUUCGAGCUGCUGCUCAACACCAGCCAGCUCGAGCUGAAGGUGCGCGAAAUGCUGAAGCGUCUGCUCGCGGAACGGGACGACCGGUGGGCGGACUAUAGGCGCGAAGCGACCGACCGCAUGCAGGACCUGGCGGAUGCGUUUUCCGGCGCCCGCCCGUUCGUGAAGACGCGCCCGAACGACAGCCUGAGCCGCUGUUUCGCCAACAUCCGCAAGGAGAUCGAUGGGCUGAGCCGGGAGGAGCGGCAGCUUAGCCAGACGGGCCGCACCAUCAUACAGCUGCUGCAGGCGCUGGAGGAGGUGCAGGACUUUCACGGCCUCAGCCGGAACAUGCAGGUAAAGCAGCACAUCGUCGAGACGCGCCAAUACCUGCACGAAAUGUUCCACACGAUCAGCAUCAAGGAGAACGAUCUGAUCAAUCUGCAGCUGAUCGGGGACUUUAGCUACGCCUGGCGGCUGAUCGACGGCUACACCGCGAUGAUGCAGGAAAACAUACGCCACCAGCCCCGGCUGGUGAUAAAGCUUCGAUCGACCUUUCUGAAGCUUGCCUCGGCACUCGAAAUCCCACUGCUGCGCCUGAACCAGGCGGAAUCGGAACAUCUGAUCGACGUUUCGCGCUACUACAGCAACGAGCUGGCGAACUUUGUCCGCAAGGUGGUGCAGAUCAUCCCGGAGACGAUGUUCGCGCUGCUGGCACAGAUCGUCGAUCUGCAGACGAACGUGCUGCGCGAACUGCCGGCCCGGCUGGAGAAGGAGCGCAUGAAGGAGUACGCCCAGUUCGAGGAGCGGUUCCAGAUCGCGAAGCUUACCUACACACUGUCCACGUUCACCGAGGGCAUACUGGCGAUGCAGACCACGCUCGUCGGCGUCGUCGAGCUGGACUCGCGCAAGCUGCUCGAGGAUGGCAUCCGGCGCAAGCUGGUGCAGAACGUGGCGGAAGCGUUCCACGCGCAGCUAGUGUUCGGCCAGAAGGGCAAGGAGUCGGAGCUGUACGCAAGGCUGGACUCGCUGCACCGGAUCAUUCACGGGUACCGGCGUUCGUUCGAGUACGUGCAGGACUAUCUGAACAUUCACUGCAUGCGCAUCUGGAACGAGGAGAUGGCGCGCAUCAUCCGCUUCAACGUGGAGAAGGAAUGUCAACCGUUUCUGAAAGGAAAGCCGGCGCAAGGGAUGGUGGAUGGUGAGCCAGCGGCGGAGGGUGGUGGUUUGGUGCCGAUUCCCGUCUAUCAACCGGUCGACAUGACAUCGGUCAACUUUAUGGGACGAUUAGCGCGGGAGAUACUGCGCAUUACCGAUCCAAAGACCACAAUCUACAUCGACAUCUGCUCGAGCUGGUACGACUACAAAACCCACAAGCUGCUGCUGACGAACAAGUUUGCGAGCAAAAUUAACGAAACCUUCGGCCCGGCCGGACUGAUCGGGCUCGAUCGGGUGUACGGGGCGAUGCUGAAGGCGGAGCUGCAAACCCUGCUCGCCACCAUCCAGCGGAAGGUCCAGCACGAAGGCAACUGGAGCGACGUGCUGACCGGCAUCAAGACGGACCUCGAACGGGCCGACAUUGUGGACAAUCCAGCCAAAAGCUAUGGCGGCUUCAUCUCGAACGUGGCCCGCUUUUUCAGCACCAGCAACGUCGGCGAUUGGCUGCUGAAGGUGGGCCAGAAGCAAACGCUGCGGGGUCAGAUAGCGCUCGAGCUGAACUGUAGCUGCAAGAUAAGGGCCACCAAGCUGGAAGCUUCCCUGCGCACGUUGAACGAUGCCAUACUGCUUGAGUUUCAGCGCCACCAGCUGGAUGAGAGCGCCCCAAUACCAACGGCUGAGCUAGUGGCGGAACUCAACACCUAUCUGCUGUACGCGGGACUGUACGAUCCUUACCGCAAGGUGUACGUAAAGCAGGACGUUGCACCACGCUUCCUGCCACUGUUGCUGUUCCUGCUGCUCGUCACAACCCUGCCCAAGCUACAGUACAUGGAGAAUGUGGACAGUUUGGUGGCGAAGAAGAAAAGCGAAUCGAUCGAUGGCCAUCCGCUUACGAUCGGGCUGCUCACGGUGCUGCGGCAGUUUGAUGCGUCCGAGACGGACAUGUUCCUGCAGUACCUGUGCCAGUACGUGCUCUCGUUCGUGCAGGGAAAUUUGGAAGCGAAAAAUGCCGUCGGAGCGGAAGCACUGGCCGCGCUACGGUUUUUGGAAAUCUUUACCCGUGUGGCCGACAUUCCGCGAAGCUAUCUGGAGCAGUAUCUGUCCGAAAUCAUCCUGGAUCAGUACGUGUUUGUGGUGGAAGUGAAAUGACGACUGUCUUCUUUCUUUAAGCUAUUCCAAUAAGAAUUUGUUAAUAAGUUAACGGACGCUUUAAGCGCCGAGAAGAGAAAUAUAUUUUUCCCCCGCCUA
Molecule: messenger RNA, 3810 nt
Organism: Anopheles coluzzii
Lineage: Eukaryota; Metazoa; Arthropoda; Insecta; Diptera; Culicidae
Gene: Strump
Product: WASH complex subunit 5
Exons: 7
Coding region: 148-3711 (1187 amino acids)
Biological process (GO): actin filament polymerization; regulation of actin nucleation; endosome organization
Cellular component (GO): endosome; WASH complex
Source: RefSeq, a predicted model, not a curated record